AUGGCUGAGUACGAAGCAUGCAUUCUGGGUUUAAGGUUAGCUGUGGACAUGAGAGUCCAGGAAGUGCUAGUUCUGGGAGAUUCAGAUCUGUUAGUGCACCAAAUUCAGGGAGAAUGGGAGACUCGAGAUUUGAAGCUCAUACCAUAUCUGCAAUAUCUGCAAGAUCUUUGUCAGCGGUUCAGAUCAGUGGAAUUCAGGCAUAUCCCUAGGAUCCACAAUGAGGUUGCUGACGCCUUGGCUACUCUGGCGUCGAUGUUAUAUCAUCCAGAUAAGGCUUAUAUUGACCCUCUGAACAUUCAGGUCGCGAUCAGCAUGCUUACUGAUCUUUGUCAGCGGUUCAAAUCAGUGGAAUUCAGGCAUAUCCCUGGGAUCUAUAAUGAGGUUGCUGACGCCUUGGCUACUCUGGCGUCGAUGUUACGUCAUCCAGAUAAAGCUUAUAUUGACCCUUUGCAUAUUCAGCAACUUAGAUCCUCCAUUGCUUCUACCUUUUAUGCAAAUGUUGGAAUAGAGGAAGAUGAGAUCUUCGUCUCUGAUGGUGCCAAAAGUGAUAUAUCUCGGCUUCAGGUUCUUUUUGGGUCUAAUGUCACUAUGGCUGUGCAAGACCCAUCGUAUCCGGCUUAUGUGGAUUCAAGUGUUAUUAUGGGCCAAACUGGUCAGUUUCAGAAGGAUGUGGAGAAGUAUGGGAGUAUUGCAUACAUGAGAUGUACUCCAGAAAAUGGGUUCUUUCCUGAUUUAUCCAGUGUUCCUCGGACAGAUAUUAUAUUUUUCUGUUCGCCUAAUAAUCCAACUGGUGCUGCGGCAUCAAGGGAGCAGCUGACUAAAUUGGUGCAUUUUGCUAAAAACAAUGGCUCAAUCCUUGUUUAUGAUUCUGCAUAUGCAAUGUAUAUAUGUGAUGACAGUCCAAAGUCCAUCUUUGAGAUUCCUGGAGCAAAAGAGGUUGCCAUUGAAGUUUCAUCGUUUUCGAAGUAUGCUGGGUUCACUGGAGUUCGUUUAGGGUGGACUGCAAUUCCCAAAGCACUCCUAUAUUCUGAUGGAUUUCCUGUAGCAAAAGACUUCAAUCGCAUUGUUUGUACAAGCUUCAAUGGUGCAUCCAAUAUCGCUCAAGCUGGCGGUCUGGCUUGCCUUUCACCUGAUGGUUUCAAGGCCAUGAAGAACGUGGUUAGUUUCUAUAAAGAAAACACAGAAAUCAUAAUGGAGACAUUUAAGUCGCUAGGUUACAAGGUGUAUGGAGGUAAAAAUGCACCCUACGUGUGGGUUCACUUCCCUGGACGAAGCUCAUGGGAGGUUUUCAGUGAGAUACUUGAGAAGACUCAUGUCGUUACCACACCAGGCAGUGGUUUUGGACCUGGCGGUGAAGGUUUUGUCAGAGUAAGUGCAUUUGGGCACAGGGAUAAUGUCGUAGAAGCUUCCAGAAGAUUCAAGGAAUUGUACAAGUGAAGUAACUCGUACGCCUGCAUGUCUAUGUGAAAACAUGCAGGUAAAUUGGAAACACUUUUGGCCGCCUUCAGAGGCUUCAUUCAGAUGCUAUAGGCUGUAUCUUGAAUGCUCAAACAUUUUGAUCCUGUAUGGAAUUUGUUGCUUUGGAAGAAUAAGCUUAUUCUGUGAUUGCCAGUGAUUGGUUCCUCUUUGUUA
Nicotiana attenuata is the source of this 1632-nucleotide messenger RNA. RefSeq names its product probable LL-diaminopimelate aminotransferase, chloroplastic. Gene Ontology annotation, cellular component: chloroplast. NCBI's taxonomy places the organism in Eukaryota, Viridiplantae, Streptophyta, Magnoliopsida, Solanales, Solanaceae. Bases 1 to 1437 code for a protein of 478 amino acids. The record is from RefSeq and is a predicted model, not a curated record. Gene Ontology annotation, molecular function: L,L-diaminopimelate:2-oxoglutarate transaminase activity; pyridoxal phosphate binding; RNA-DNA hybrid ribonuclease activity. The transcript has 7 exons.